AUGAAUACUUUUCGAUAUCACUUGGUUAGUUUUUUCUCUGAUAUCCUUAUUGCGAUAUUAGGAAUAUUUGGACAUCUCUUGUUUAUAGCACUCUCACCGAUUCUCUUUGUUGCUGGAUAUUUCCAAAAGAAGAGAUUCCCAAAUCCAAAAUCCAUUGUUAUUACAGGAGCAUCUAAUGGAAUUGGCAAGGAGUUAGCUAUUGAAUAUGCUAGAACUGGUGUAACCAAUAUCUGUCUGACCGGACGUGAUAAACUUCGUUUGGAGGAGGUCGCUGACAUCUGUAAGGAAAAGGGUGCCAAUGUAGAUAUCGGAUUGAUCGAUGUUACCAACAAAGACGCUAUGAAGCAAUGGCUGGAGCAAAUGGACAGAAAGUACACAAUCGACUUGGUGAUUGCCAAUGCAGGUGUCACUGAAAUCCUGUUGCCAAACAGCAUGACCUACGAAGAGAAAGUCUACAAGGUUGGAGAGAUCAAUAUGAAUGGUAUUCUAAACACUAUCUUCCCGCUGUUGAAUGCAUUCAGAGAGAGAAAGAAUGGCCAAAUCGUACUUACCAGUAGUAUAUCUUCUUUGGUUCCAUUUGUACUGCCAGCAUACUGCGGAUCCAAAUACUGGGUCACUGGUUACGGUGCCUGUUUGAGACAGGAGUUAGCAAGCUGGGGAAUUGGAGUUACCGUGUUGGUUCCAGGAUUUGUCCGUACACAAAUGGCCGACACCAUUGAAAUGGCUCAACCAUUCGUUAAGAAGCCAGAGGUGUCCGCCAAGAUAUUCGUAGAGCACAUCAAGCAGAAUCCGGCACUGGCAACAGAUAAUCGUUCACUAUUGUAUUUGGUUAAUGUUUUGAAUAAGAUUCAACAACCAAACUUUAGAGAUGGAUAUAUGUUCAUUCAAAAUGCACUCUGGAAGGAUGGCGGAGAGAAGACAGUGCAAAUGAUAAAAAAUAAAAUAAACACAAAUCAAAAACACGUGGAUCUUAAAGAUACAUCAUUCAUUGUUGCCUGUGGUAAAACAUCUUCUACUACCUACUUGUGUCACCUGAAUGCCAAGGGAGGUGUUUUCGCAUGUUUGAGGUUAUUGGAUUUUUAUUUCCUACCAUUAAAAAUGCACUCUCUCCUCCUCAUUGCUUUCUAUUUGGUAUUGUUGACCACUCCACAAUAUAUUGGUGAAUAUGUAUUUUGUGGAUAUAAUAGUUUGGUGCAUCAGCAAAAACUAUAA
Heterostelium album PN500 is the source of this 1212-nucleotide messenger RNA. Its product is annotated as SDR family NAD(P)-dependent oxidoreductase. Gene Ontology annotation, cellular component: membrane. The coding region runs from base 1 to 1212 and encodes 403 amino acids. NCBI's taxonomy places the organism in Eukaryota, Evosea, Eumycetozoa, Acytosteliales, Acytosteliaceae. The transcript is spliced from 7 exons. The record is from RefSeq and is a predicted model, not a curated record.